Messenger RNA from Penaeus chinensis, 958 nucleotides. RefSeq names its product acetylcholine-gated chloride channel subunit acc-1-like. Gene Ontology annotation, cellular component: membrane; synapse; neuron projection. Gene Ontology annotation, molecular function: transmembrane signaling receptor activity; extracellular ligand-gated monoatomic ion channel activity; neurotransmitter receptor activity. NCBI's taxonomy places the organism in Eukaryota, Metazoa, Arthropoda, Malacostraca, Decapoda, Penaeidae. The transcript has 5 exons. The coding region runs from base 61 to 927 and encodes 288 amino acids. The record is from RefSeq and is a predicted model, not a curated record. Gene Ontology annotation, biological process: nervous system process; monoatomic ion transmembrane transport; regulation of membrane potential.
AAAGUGUGGUUACCCAAAGUGGUGAUUCAAGACGGGGCCCGCGGACCAACUGACGUCAUCAUGAGAGCCGAGUUCCUAUUGGUGGAUCGCGAAGGACCGCCCCUUCCUGACGACGACACCAUGGCGGCCGAGGAUAAGCUGUACGACGGGACUUCUCACAGCAUGAAGAUGGUCCAGCAAUAUACCGUGGGCUUCAUGUGUCAGUUUCGGCUUCAGAUGUACCCGUUCGAUACCCAGCAGUGCAUUCUGACUUAUAACAUCUCCAAUAUGCGAGAUAAUUAUGAGUUUGUGAAGGGUGGUGUAGACUUCACGGGGGAAAGGAGACUGUUAGAGUACAUGUUGGUUAAAGAACAAAUGAUAAGCCAGGUGAAAAAAGGCCCUGGGGCUGUGCAGGUAUUUUUCAAGUUUAAGAACCAGUACGGUUACUACAUCGGUAAUGCUGUCGUUCCCAGUCUCUUUAUGGUUGUCAUCUGUUAUGUGACCCUGUUUUUCGACCUGCACGAUUUUCAGGACCGUAUCAUGGUAUCCCUGACGUCACUCCUGGUUUUGGCGGCCUUGUUCAGCCAAACGAGCCAAUCGAUACCCAAAACGGCCUACCUCAAGCACAUCGACGUGUGGUACAUCGUCCUCAUCACCAUCGACUUCCUGAUCAUCAUUAUCCUCGUCAUUAUUGAAAAUCUGCGCAUGAUGGAGUCGCCCUCGACGGGUUCCAGGACGUUCAUCCAGGUGGCGCCCGCGAUGGACUAUAAGGAACAGCAAGCGAAGAAGGAUUUCUCUCCCACGCCCUCGAGACAGGAUCGGAUUCGGUGCUUCUUCGUGUCGGCGAUGAAGGUGAAUCGGGGUUCGAUCUUCUUCUUGCCCAUCGCUACGAUUGUCUUCUGUCUCGUCUUCUUCGUCACCGGUUUCAUCACUUAUAACUCCAAGUGAAAUGGAGUCAAUAUAUACGCUCAAUUGUAGA